Messenger RNA from Medioppia subpectinata, 570 nucleotides. The record is from the annotation of a GenBank genome assembly. Lineage: Eukaryota; Metazoa; Arthropoda; Arachnida; Sarcoptiformes; Oppiidae.
AUGGAUCUCAAACAGAUGCUCACCAGUCGUUACGGCGACCUGACUCGGGCCGGUGUGGCCGAGUGCGUGGCCACUGGCAUACUAGUGCUGUUUGGGUGCGGCACCUGCACCGCUAAAUUAAGCAUCACUCUGCCAGGGGGUCUCCAAGUGUUGUCGCCAGAGCCAGCUCUGACCCUAAUGGGUGUGGCGCUGAUCUUCGGUCUGGUCAUUAUGGCAUUGGCCAGCAGUUUCGGUCACGUGUCCGGCUGUCACAUCAAUCCGGCGGUCACUCUGGGCGUACUCAUCGACGGCCAGAUCGACAUAUUGAAGGCAGUGGUCUAUUGGAUCGCACAGUUCUUGGGCGCAGUCCUCGGAGCGUCUAUACUAUACUUCAUGAAAACCGAGAGCAACCGAGACCUGUGCCAGACCAAGAUCACCGAUACAUUGAUCAACGGCCCCGGCGCUGCCAUAGUCCUCGAGGCGUUCAUCACUUUCCUAUUGGUGUUUGUGGUGUGCAAUGUAUGCGAGUCUAACCCCACGUUCGCUCCGCUGGCCAUCGGCCUCACCGUUACGGUCGGCCACUUGUUAGCC